GGCGUGACGCAGGCAGAGACUACUUAAGGGCGGAUUAGAGGCGGCGGCCGCGGAUUCCCGAGCCCGUCAGCCAGCUCCGCGCGCUGCGCCCAGGCCUCUCAGGAGGCAGCACAGGGGCGCCCGGUGCCUGCACAAGUGCCUGGCGCGGGGGGUGGUGCCCGGACCUUUCCCUGGCCCCCAACCCAGGGGGUGAGACCUCUCUCGGGCCGCCAAGAGCUCACGGACCUGCACGCUGCCACCCCCGCCCCGCCCCUCUCCCGGGCAUCCGUGGGCUCCAGACCUGAUCCCCGGACGGCGCGGGAGGUUAGUGCCCGCUCUCCCAACCGCGCCAACUGCCCCAUCAGUCGGGGUGCGCUACGAUUUCUUUCCUCAUUUCCCUCUUUUAAGUGCAAUAAAAGGGAGAGGGGAUUCCUGGAUUUUUUUUUUUUUAAUUUGUUUGCUUCCUUAAUUGGGGGGGCAAGCGCUCCCAGUCGGGAGGUGCGGCCCAGGGAGGGGCCAGGAGCGGGAACGUGCCCGGUGCUGCCCAGUCUUUGUCUGCUGCCUCCGGAUGCACAGCGAUGGGGGAAUGGACCAUCUUGGAGAGGCUGCUGGAAGCCGCGGUGCAGCAGCACUCCACUAUGAUCGGGAGGAUCCUGUUGACUGUGGUGGUGAUCUUCCGGAUCCUCAUUGUGGCCAUUGUGGGGGAGACGGUGUACGAUGAUGAGCAGACCAUGUUUGUGUGCAACACCCUGCAGCCCGGCUGUAACCAGGCCUGCUAUGACCGCGCCUUCCCCAUCUCCCACAUUCGUUACUGGGUCUUCCAGAUCAUAAUGGUGUGUACCCCGAGUCUCUGCUUCAUCACCUACUCUGUGCACCAGUCUGCCAAACAGCGAGAACGCCGCUACUCUACUGUCUUCCUAACCCUGGACAGGGAGCCCCCUGAGUCCAUGGGGGGUCCUGGAGGAACUGGGGGUGGAGGCAGUGGUGGUGGCAAACGAGAUGAUAAGAAGUUGCAAAAUGCCAUUGUCAAUGGGGUGCUGCAGAACACAGAGAACACCAGCAAGGAGACAGAGCCAGAUUGUUUAGAGGUUAAGGAGCUGACCCCACACCCAUCAGGGCUGCGCACUGCUGCACGAUCCAAGCUCCGAAGGCAGGAAGGCAUCUCCCGCUUCUACAUUAUCCAAGUGGUGUUCAGAAAUGCCCUGGAGAUUGGGUUUCUGGUAGGCCAAUACUUUCUCUAUGGCUUCAGUGUCCCAGGGUUGUAUGAGUGUGACCGCUACCCCUGCAUCAAGGAGGUGGAAUGUUAUGUGUCCCGGCCUACUGAGAAGACUGUCUUUUUAGUGUUCAUGUUUGCCGUGAGUGGCAUCUGUGUUGUGCUCAACCUGGCUGAACUCAACCACCUGGGAUGGCGCAAGAUCAAGUUGGCCGUGCGAGGGGCCCAGGCCAAGAGGAAGUCAGUCUAUGAGAUCCGCAACAAGGACCUGCCCCGGGUCAGUGUUCCCAAUUUUGGCAGGACUCAGUCCAGUGACUCUGCCUAUGUGUGAAGGGGCAGCUUCACACAUAGGGCCUGGGGAAUGAAAUCUGCCCCAAGGCAGAUGACUACUCAGAGAGAGUGGCUGUAUCUGCCCUCAUUUGCCAUUGAGCUAUAGGACAAGACUAGUUAAGAGAAGACCCUGCAUCAAUGGGAGAGGAGAGAAAGUAGAGCCAUUACCACAGGUCACACCAUUGGUUCCUACAGAGACCACUGCGCAGAGUGAUGAGAUGGAUGAGUUGGACUUCUUUGGGCCUUUUCGCUGAUGGCCCAGUCUGAUCCUGCCAACAGUGUGCUUGCACAGCUACCAAGUAGGACUUAGCUCCACUGAGCUCAAUAUCCUGGUGAAUGGCAUUAACAAAUACUUCAUCGGUCCAAAAUUUGUGACCUAUCUCAACACGUCCCUUCAUCCUGGGCUGCAGGACAAACAUCCUUGAGGCAUCUUUUGUGUACCUCCCCCAUCAGCAUGCUCCUCUCCUUCAACCCAGGAUAGCAUGCCAGCUUUUUUCUGAAUCUAGCCUUACAGUAGACCUAAUAUGGUUUAUCUGCAAGCUAGAGGGAAUUACAUGGGGUGCUUUUUGGAGAUUGGUCAUGGCAGAGGUUCGCAUUCAAGCCCCAUCUGACAAGCCCUUAGUCACUAUGAAAACCUUAGGAAUGUCUCAGUAUUUCCAAUUUUCUAACUCAAACUGCACUGGUGCUGUUUAUUA
Messenger RNA from Acinonyx jubatus (cheetah), 2217 nucleotides. It is a transcript of the gene GJD2, whose product is annotated as gap junction protein delta 2. The record is from RefSeq and is a predicted model, not a curated record. Lineage: Eukaryota; Metazoa; Chordata; Mammalia; Carnivora; Felidae. Gene Ontology annotation, biological process: cell communication. Gene Ontology annotation, cellular component: connexin complex. Bases 558 to 1523 code for a protein of 321 amino acids. The transcript is spliced from 2 exons.